GUGUUCUGGGAGUCUGCUUGGGGACCUGACAGAAUACAGGGAGAAACUAUCCCACUAGCUGAUAUACUGUAGCUGCUCCACACACACUGCUAGACACAGACAGAGAGAGAAGGAGAGAGGUGGAGGCAGAGACAGAGGAAGAGACAGCUGUGGAGUGAGAUAGAGAGAACUGCAGGAAGAGAGCAAGAGAGAGAUUUAGAAUUUGACAGACAGAGAAUUAGACAGAGGGAAAGGAGGCACACACAGCACUCACCCUCCACUGACCCCUCGUCUUACCCUCGACUCACCCUUAUCUCCCCACUUACAACAACCUGAGGCAGAGACACACAGCUCUACCAGCGCAGAGAUGAGAUGACUGGACACACACUAACGCACACAUUUUCUCUCUGUUGAAAGAAUACACACAUUUCUUUUUGUUUUCUGUCUCAGCUCCUGCUCUCGUUCUUGGCCAGGAAAAAAAGGAUUACAGUUUAUUUCUUCAGCACAGUCUUUAUUCUCCAAAAGCCCCGAGUCACGUUGGACAAUUUGGAUACGUUCCUCUUUUCUUUCUCCCUCCAAGAGCACAGAGCAACAUGGCACAGGGACAAAAGAACCACAGUAACAGCAGGCAACAGCGGGCACAACUACUCACUAACCCCUUCUCCACCAUGGCACUGUCCCUCUCCAUGUCCUUCUUCCUCCUCCUCCUCUUCCUCACCUCCCCUGCCUCGACCGCCGACGAAUACGACUACUACAGCUGGCAAUCAGACAACUUCCACAACGGUCGUUUCUACACAAAGCAGCCGCAGUGUGUGGACAUCCCCGCCGAUUUACGCCUCUGUCACAACGUGGGCUACAAGAAGAUGCGCCUCCCCAACCUGCUGGACCACGAGACCAUGCCGGAGGUCAAACAGCAGGCGGGUAGCUGGGUGCCGCUCCUCGCCAAGCGGUGCCACGCAGAUACACAGGUGUUCCUGUGUUCCCUUUUCGCCCCGGUGUGUCUGGACAGGCCCAUCUACCCGUGUCGCUCGCUGUGUGAGGCCGUGAGGGAUAGCUGUGCCCCAGUUAUGGAAACCUACGGGUUCCCUUGGCCAGAGAUGUUGACCUGUGAUAAGUUUCCUAUUGAUAAUGAUCUGUGUAUCCCCAUGCAGUUUGCUGGGAACCAGGCCACCCCGGCUCCAGCAUCUAAAGCCUGCCCUCCAUGUGACAACGAACUGAAAGCUGACACCAUUAUGGAACAUUACUGUGCCAGUGACUUUGCUAUCAAGAUGAAGAUCAAAGAAGUGAAGAAAGAGAAGGGCGACCGUAAACUCAUCGCUGCCCAGAAGAAGAAGAAGGUGCUCAAGAUGGGUGUCCUGCGUAAGAAGGACUUGAAGAAGCUGACACUGUACAUAAAGAACGGAGCCAACUGCCCCUGUGCUCAGCUCGACAGUCUUGGCAGUAACUUCCUCAUCAUGGGUCGUAAGGUGGACCAGCAGCUGCUGCUCAUGUCCAUCCACAAAUGGGAGAAGAAAAGCAAGGAGUUGAAGUUCGCCAUCAAGUAUAUGAAGAGUCAUCAGUGUCCCACCUAUCAUACUGUCUUCCAGUGACCUUAGUGACACAACAAUCACAACCCUACUCCCAGUCUUCCCCAGUUGUCCCCCCCCUCUCCCGUCUAUCCUUCCAUUGUCCUACCUAUCAUACUGUUUUGCUGUGACACUGUGGAGAUGUAUCCUUCAUAUCCAGUGGUUUUGUGAUGCCUGUAGAAGUGGGUAUACUCUAAUUCUGCCAAAAAUAUUCCCAAAUGGCCCGUCAAAGGAAAGGCAAAAAAUAUAUAUAUUUUCCUAUAGUUUUUCUGUAUUUUCCUAUAGAUUUUUCAGGUUUUCACUCUCAGAAUCACACUUUUUUUAUAUAUAGAAAAGCAAAUGUAUGUUCUAAGUCCACGAUAAUGCUUAACCACAUCAGGGGACCAUUUUUGAGGCCUGGGAAAAUCGUAAUAAAAUAUUUUUGGCAGGUAGUAGUUGCCCAUUAAUUCAGUUGUGCACCUAGCAAGAUACCCUUUAUGCACUACAAAUGCAAAAUACAGUAACUACAUAUUUUUUGACUGUAUGAUCCGUCUUCAAAGUAUUUUUCUGUCUAGACAGACAGCAUUCUCUGAUACUCAAUGAUAUCUUCUGAUCAACUGGUUUGUUCUUGUGUGAGGAAACUUAAUUCCACAUUAAUCAGAUAAUAUACUUAGCCAUUAGAAUGGAUCAAAGACUUUUGAACAAAUUCGUAGUUACUGCAUUUUGCCUUUGUAGGGUGGAAUUUGGCUUGUGGUGUUUCUGUGCUGUACAAUGUCCUACAUGUGAUGGCAGAGUUUGUAAAACAAAUGCCCUCCCAAUUGAUACAAAUCAUCAUGGUAUCAUUCUACCAGGUAGGCCUACUUUGUAAUCAACAUUUAAUUGGAAAGGAUUUUUGCCAGACAUUUUCAUUCAAACAGCGCAUGAUGACUGAAUUGCACACCAAUUUCGGACCCCACUUUUUCAAUAUCUGGUUUGCAUACACAUUGUUGCCUUAGUUAGCAUUUACUGGUAGAUAUCAAAAGUUGAAACGUCUUUCCUACCUACCCUACUAACCGAUGUCGUUCUUCUGUGAGCUGCUCCAUGAAACAACCAGUUGUUAGCUGCGCACUCUUGCUGUCUGCUCUGAAACUAGGCUAUGUGUGCAGCUCACGUGUGAAUAUACACCAUAUUUACAAAAGUAUUUAGACAUCCCUUCAAAUGAGUGGAUUUGGGUAUUUCAGCCACACCCAUUGCUGACUGGUGUAUAAAAUCGAGCACACAUCCACGCAAUCUCCAUAGACAAACAGUGGCAGUUGAAAAGCCUUACUGAAGAGCUCAGUGGCUUUCAACGUGGCACGGUCAUCGGAUGCUACCUUUCCAACAAGUCAAAUGUCUGCCCUGCUCGAGCUAACCUGGUCAUCUGUAAGUGCUGUUAUUGUGAAGUGGAAACAUCUAGGAGUAACAAUGGCUCAGCCACGAAGUGGUCGACCACACAAGCUCACAUAAUGGGACUGCUGAGUGCUGAAGCGCGUAGCACGUUAAAAAAAAUGUCUCUCCUCUGUUGCAACACUCACUACCGAGUUCCAAACUGCCUCUGGAAGCAACAUCAGCACAAUAAUUGUUCUUCGUCUAGGCCCCUUAGUUCCAGUGAAGGGAAAUUUUAACACUACAACAUACAAUGACAAUCUAGACAUCUCUGUGCUUCCAAAUUUGUGGCAACAGUUUGUGGAAGGUCCUUUUCUGUUUCAAAAUGACUAUGCCCCCACACACAAAGCGAGGUCCAUACGCAAAUGUCAAGAUCAGUGUGGAAGAACUUGACUGGCCUGCACAGAGCCCUGACCUCAACCCCAUCAAACACCUUUGGGAUGAAUUGGAAUGGCUGUGAGCCAGGCCUAAUCAUCCAACAUCAGUGCCCAACCUCACUAAUGCUCUUGUGGCUUAAUGGAAGGAAGUCCCAGCAGCAAUGUUCCAACAUCUAGUGGAAAGGCUUCCCAGAAGAGUGGAGGCUGUUAUAGCAGCAAAGGGGGAUCAACUCAUGAUUUUGGAAUGAGAUGUUCAACGAGCAGGUGUCCACAUACUUUUGGUCAUGUAAUGUAUUUCACAUGCCUUGCGUUUGUGUAGGAUACUUUGUGCAUGAUUUCUUUAUUGUACUACAUAAUUGAUCCGAUGUAUACCGCCAUUACACUAGAAGUACACUCAUUAAAAAGUGAUGGUAGAGGCCUCCCGGGUGGCGCAAUCGUCUAAGGCUGCAUCACAGUGCUAGCUGUGCCACCAGACAUUCUGGGUUUGAGCCCAGGCUCUGUCACAGCCGGCCGCGACCAGGAGGUCCAUGGGGCGAUGCACAAUUGGCCCAGCGUCGUCCGGAUUAGGAUUGUGUUUCGGAGGAUGCAUGGCUCUUGACCUUUGCCUCUCCCGAGUCCGUACAGGAGUUGCAACAAUGAGACAGGACUGUAACUACUACCAAUUGGGGAGAAAAAGGGGUAAAAAAAGGAGUGAGGGUAUGCAGUGCCCACGGGGGAUUAAGAAGUGAGUGUACUUCCACUGACAUUUUUUCGGGUAUACGGCGUAUACCUGGGGAUACCCUCCACUAAGCCACUGUUCAUAUCUCACAAAUAGCUCUAUUAGUAUCGGAUUAGUAUUCCCAUCUAGUCUGGUCCCAGAUCUCUUUGUGCUCUUGCGAACUCCAUUUCUGUCCUUGUCAAGCCAAAAUGACAAUGAGUUGGGCAUGAUACCACAAACAGACUGGCACUCGGGCUACUUCUCACCUGGCUAUCUAUCCCUCAUUCUCACCCAAGUCUCCCCAGUCUCUUUCCCAAGUCUCGCCCAGUCUCACACCAGUCUCCCACAUAUCCCACCAUGCUCUAGAAAACACCCUCCAUGCCCCUCGGCUCCAGACCCCUCCAGAUCCUCUAGACCCCUCCAGACCCUCUAGACCCCUCCAGACCCUCCAGACCCUCUAGACCCCUCCAGACCCUCUCCAGACCCCUCCAGACCCUCUAGACCCCUCCAGACCCUCCUGACCACUAGUCCAAACAUUGAACCUUUUUGUGGCCCAAUCUCCUUUCUGCUACCCACCCACCCCCUGUAGACUAUUCUGAUAACUCACUCCCUAGCCCCUA
Molecule: messenger RNA, 4621 nt
Organism: Oncorhynchus nerka (sockeye salmon)
Lineage: Eukaryota; Metazoa; Chordata; Actinopteri; Salmoniformes; Salmonidae
Product: secreted frizzled-related protein 5
Exons: 3
Coding region: 573-1568 (331 amino acids)
Biological process (GO): canonical Wnt signaling pathway; non-canonical Wnt signaling pathway
Molecular function (GO): Wnt-protein binding
Source: RefSeq, a predicted model, not a curated record